CCUCCAUUUCCCCACCUUCUCUCUCACCUCUCCAUUCAUUCUUCGAUCUCUCAUAUCUCUAAUGGCGAAACGUGUCUUCACGUCGGUGCUGCUCGUCGUUUUUCUCCUGACGUUAUCUGCGUCGUUUUCAUCUGCCAGGCUAUUCAACGGCGUCAAUCUCGUGCUCCCCAGCGCUGACAGGGUCUCAGGUGCGGCUGACACGGUGACGGCAGGCCGCGUUAGGUCGUCGGCUAUGAGGCUUCGUGCGGUGGCUUUGCGGAGACGCGCCCGGAAAUAUGGGCCACUGGUUCUUAAUAUGCUUCCCAAGGGAGGUGUUCCGCCGUCAGGACCAAGCAAAGGAACUAACAACGUCAACAACUAAAGGCCGAUUCAGGGGUUUAUUAUUUAUUAUGGCUUCUCAUUGUUCUUGUUAGUUCUUUCAUUUUAUUGAUUUUAUUUCCAUGUUUCUAUGCUUUUAAUUGUUGUUUUCUGUAGAAUGUAAAUAUAUACUUCAUCUUCUAGUUGUAGGGUUGAUAUAAUUUGCUUAGUUUAUACAGAUUCAGGUUCUGUCAGAUUAGAAUUGUUCUGUUCUCUAUGUGAUGAGAUACAAAUAAAAUAGGAAUUCAAAUUGGAUCUUGGAAUAUAAUAUGCAUGCCACAUUGUUCAUUCCAA
Molecule: messenger RNA, 651 nt
Organism: Neltuma alba
Lineage: Eukaryota; Viridiplantae; Streptophyta; Magnoliopsida; Fabales; Fabaceae
Exons: 1
Coding region: 62-361 (99 amino acids)
Source: RefSeq, a predicted model, not a curated record